This is a messenger RNA of Tetrahymena thermophila SB210, 810 nucleotides long. Its product is annotated as kinase domain protein. The record is from RefSeq and is a predicted model, not a curated record. Lineage: Eukaryota; Ciliophora; Oligohymenophorea; Hymenostomatida; Tetrahymenidae. The transcript is spliced from 11 exons.
AUGAGUUAAGAAUUAACUGACUAAAUUGAUAAUCAAAUCAAUAUAAAGCCAAAUGAACUUAUAUUAGAUUAUGCAUUUAAAAAUAUUGAUGACUCUAAGCUAAAAAUUAUUGGUGAAAAAAUUGCUUCUUGUACAAAUCUUUAAAAGCUAAUAGUAGACUUGGAAGAAAAUAGUUUUACUGAAAAUGGUAUUUAAUAUUUUGCUUAAGAAAUUUAAAGAUGUGAAAGUUUAGACAACAUAAAAUUAAUACUUCCGUACAAUCAUUUAAACAACUAAUCUGCUGCUUAUUUAUCACAGUCUCUUGUUUAAUUAAAAAAUUUGAGAAAAUUAUGUUUAGAUUUAAGUGUGAAUGGUAUUUCAGAUGGAAUUUCUAAAAUAGGAGAACUUAUUGUAUAAAAUACUGCUAUAAAAUAUCUAGAUUUAAUUUUAUCAGAUAAUCCAAUCCAUGAUUAAUAAGCAUAACUAUUAAGCAAGUGCAUAUCUUAAAGCCAAAGCAUUAAAGGCAUUACUUUAAUGUUGCCAGAAGUUAAUGUAGGAAAUAUAGGAUUUUAAAGCCUUAUUGAAGCACUUACUUAAUCAUAGAGUUUAGAAUAAUUUAAAUUGGUCUUGAUAGAUUCAGGACAUGCAAUAACCUAAGAAUCUCUUGUUAAAUUUGGACAAGCUAUUUCUAAAAAUAACAAAUUAAUUUCUUUUCAUUUGAGUCUUUCAAACAUACCAAGGGAUGAUCUUAAAUUAAUCAAAUAAGUUUACUUUGAAAUAAGCUAAAACCAAAAUCUCGUCUCUUUCGUAUUAGAUUUUAGAUUAAAGUGA